This is a messenger RNA of Python bivittatus (Burmese python), 1800 nucleotides long. NCBI's taxonomy places the organism in Eukaryota, Metazoa, Chordata, Lepidosauria, Squamata, Pythonidae. The record is from RefSeq and is a predicted model, not a curated record.
CUGGUCUUUUAAAAACAAAGGGUAGACUCUGAAAAAGUCAGUGGAAAAGAAUCUGGAUCUUCUCAAGAACCUCUAAUGGGCAGUUGGGAGCUCUCCAGAAGCUGGAAAACUCCAACUAAUUGAAGUAGAAGAAGCUUUGCCUCAAGGGUCUUCUAGGUUAAAUUAAAAGGAAUACUGAAUAGGAAGAAUAGCACGAGCAUUAACAAUGUUCACCUGUGGGAAACAGGUUAACUCAGCAUGUAGAUUUAUAUUUCUUUUCUCCAUUUUUUUGGUGACCUAUUACUGGAGGAAAAGUGUCCUGCAAGAUAAGGUGAUUGUGAAGACGUGGCAGGAACAACAAGACAAUCAUCCUUGUAAAGGCCAAGGGUAUUUAACUAACACCACAAUCACUCCACUCAAAGAUAAAAACAGCUUUAUCAUAGCCCCCUAUUUUGACAGAAGGGAUGGAAAUUUCAUCCGUAUUCUGAGUAUUGUUCACCAUAAAAAAGUCAAGGAACUUUACUGCAUCUUUUGCUGUCAAAAUAGCAAUACUAGUUGUACAGUGAAAGCAAAGAUAGACAUCCACUCAGACCGAUUUGGAUUCCCAUAUGGAACAACAGAUUUGCUUUGCCUUAAGCCACAAGACUGUUACUCCCAGUUCAUCUCUGUUCACCCCUCCGUGGAUCCAGAGGCUACCCAGCUGCCAUUAUUUCCAGUCCAAAACCUCCACUCAGAGAGCCCCUCCCUGGAGUUCACUGUGUGCAUUUCUACCAUGUUUGGAAAAUACAAUAACGUCUUGCAGUUUGUACAGACCAUAGAGAUGUAUAAAAUCCUGGGGGCACAAAAGGUGAUGAUUUAUAAGAACAGUUGCAGCCCACUCAUGGAGAAAGUCUUGGACUAUUAUAUCUCUGAAGGCACUGUUGAAAUCAUUCCUUGGCCGAUCCAUUUGUACCUGAAAGUUUCAUCUUACUGGCAUCACUCGAUGGGUGGCAAAGAUAUUGGCUACUAUGGGCAAAUUGCAGCCUUGAAUUACUGCCUUUACCGUAACAUGUACAGAAGCAAAUACGUAGUGCUCAUUGAUGCUGAUGAAAUGAUUCUCCCCAUUAAGGAUGCAGACUGGAAAUCCCUAAUGCAAAGACUGGAAAAGGGAAAUCCAAGAGCUGGGGUUUUCCUGUUUGAAAACCAUGUGUAUGGUAAUAGCCUAUUUUCCACAACUCCAUUCAACUUCUCAUCUUGGCAUGCUGUGCCUGGAGAAAACAUCCUUGAAUAUAUCUACAGGCAACCAAAAUACAUCCCUGCGGUCAGGAAUAGGAAAAUGGUGAUUGACCCAAGAAAAGUGGUUCAGACAUCGGUCCACAAAGUUAUCAAGAAGUAUGGGGUUUCUGUGCAGGUUAACAGCGGUAUUGCCAUUCUCUUCCAUUGCAAGAGACCUGCAAAUAAAAAUUUGGCCAAGGAAUCCAUUGUUCCAAACAAAAUCCUCUGGCGUUAUAGCAGCGCUUUGAUUCCCAACAUUAACAAAGUCCUGCAUAAAUCAAACAUUUUAUAAGCCAGCAAUACAACCCUAGGAUGAAAAACAUGGAGGCCUUCCAUGGAAGCAGUGCAAGUAGCGUCAAUAUUUUAUCUAUCACUACAGAGACUCAAAGUAUUCUGGGAUAGACUUCUCCACCCCGGCAUAUGCUCUCUUUCUCUGGUCCGUAGCUGACAAACUCCAACCGCAGUGCAAGAUGGCAUCUUUUCAGCUGAAGCACCCGAUUUUUGGAGCUCCCUCCACCAUGAAGAUUGCUUGAUUGGAUAUUUCUUUUGAUACAGUUCAUUAAAGAG